AUGUGUGAUAUGUUAAUCUCACGAGUUACAAAGAGAGAGAAAGUUGGGAUUAUAAGAGAUAAUUUGUCGCAUGAGAGUAGAACCUACUUAAAGUCUCUCCUACAAUUGAAUGGGAAUUUUUGGCCAUGGCCCUUUUUUAGCACAAAGGGAAAGAUAGCGAAUGCCACAUUUUUGAUAUCUACGAUGCUUGUCCCAGCCAUUUUUCCCACAGCAUGCCUAACACCAAGCUUAAAUUUACACCUUUUUGCUUACGAGAAGUGCAAAUUAGAGUUACGAAACAAGGAACACACGCACUUAAUUAAAAGCGCUAAACUCAAUUUGAUAAAGAUUCACCAGAUUAGAAACAAACAAACAGACUCAGAAGAGGUUUUCAGCUGUUCAUCACACACGGUUGUUAUUUUCUGUAAUUUGCAAUUUUUCUACGCUUGCAAUUAUUAA
Molecule: messenger RNA, 438 nt
Organism: Dujonia railenensis
Lineage: Eukaryota; Fungi; Ascomycota; Pichiomycetes; Serinales; Debaryomycetaceae
Source: the annotation of a GenBank genome assembly